AUGCUGGGCCCUCCCGUGAACCUGCCCAAGUGGCUAGAGGAAAACUCGCAUAUGCUCCAGCCACCAAUCAACAACUACUGCGUCUACAACGAUGAUUUCACCGUCAUGAUUGUUGGCGGCCCCAACGCUCGCACUGAUUACCACAUCAACCAGACCCCAGAGUGGUUUUACCAAUACCGCGGCGCAAUGAUGCUCAAAGUCGUCGACGGCGGCACCUUCCGAGACAUCAUCAUCCGCGAGGGUGAUAUGUUUCUGCUGCCACCCAAUACCCCUCACAACCCGGUGCGCUUCGCCAACACAGUGGGCGUUGUUCUCGAGCAGCGCCGCCCCGUAGAGUCCAUCGACCGCAUGCGAUGGUACUGCGCAUCUUGCGACGGCGGUGUUGUAGUCCACGAAGCUGCCUUUCACUGUACCGACCUGGGGACGCAGAUCAAGCAGGCAGUUGAGGACUUUAAGAACGAUGAGGCAAAGAGGCGAUGUGGUGAGUGUGGACAGUUGGCGGACUGGGCUCCGAAGCCGGGCUCCAUACCGGAUCCUAAUCUUGCCGUCUAA
Metarhizium brunneum ARSEF 3297 is the source of this 552-nucleotide messenger RNA. It is a transcript of the gene BNA1, whose product is annotated as 3-hydroxyanthranilate 3,4-dioxygenase. Gene Ontology annotation, biological process: quinolinate metabolic process; 'de novo' NAD+ biosynthetic process from L-tryptophan. Lineage: Eukaryota; Fungi; Ascomycota; Sordariomycetes; Hypocreales; Clavicipitaceae. Gene Ontology annotation, molecular function: 3-hydroxyanthranilate 3,4-dioxygenase activity; iron ion binding. Gene Ontology annotation, cellular component: cytoplasm. The record is from RefSeq and is a predicted model, not a curated record.